This is a messenger RNA of Anopheles stephensi (Asian malaria mosquito), 8019 nucleotides long. Its product is annotated as exportin-4-like. Gene Ontology annotation, molecular function: small GTPase binding; nuclear export signal receptor activity. The transcript has 5 exons. Bases 578 to 3976 code for a protein of 1132 amino acids. The record is from RefSeq and is a predicted model, not a curated record. Gene Ontology annotation, cellular component: nuclear pore; cytoplasm. Gene Ontology annotation, biological process: protein export from nucleus. NCBI's taxonomy places the organism in Eukaryota, Metazoa, Arthropoda, Insecta, Diptera, Culicidae.
CCCAUUUUGGACAAAAUCAACACCUGCCGGUUAGUGAAAUCUGUGACGAAGUGAGAAAAUAUAAACAUUUGCUAUGUAAAUUGUUCUCCCGCUAGCUGCGUCUGGUACUGGACUGUUAGAGAAGCGGACAAACGUACGGGAAGCGCAUCGUGAAUUUCCCCGGACGAGUAGAAGCAACAGUCGCGCAAUUCGGGGUGUGCGUACACGAGCGAAGGUUCCAAUAGGUUGCUCGUCUUUGUCGUGAUCGACCGAAGACAAUUUUCCGAGGCGUGCAAGAUCUGCCGUUUGUUUCGUGUGAAAAGUCACGCACGCGUUCGAUAGGCGCUUUUGGAUUGCCCUUUUUCAGCCACCCGGAAGCAAUUGGCUGGGAAGCUAGUGUGAAAAGCAAAACGGCGUUCGAAGCGAGCGAAGACGGUGGCGGAAUUGGCAUUCGUGCGGUGCAUGAGCAAAAAGUCACGCCGAACCAUCGUCGCGGGAGGAUCUUCGGGAGGGACACGCAUACACACACAAACACCACGUCGCAUGAUAGAAUCCUCGCCCAAAUCUUGAUGCAAAGCGAACAAUCACUGCAACAACGAUGGACGAAACAUAUCUGAAGAAUCUCGAAACGGCGGCCCACAUUAUCAUGGCCCCGCCAAAUUCCAUCACAAAUCAGCAGCGCCAGGAAUCGGAGCAAAUUUUUACUACCUUCCGAAAGACGAAAACCCCGUACGCGCUGUGCCAGGCGAUCCUGGAAAAGUCGUCCGUCGAUUUGGUACUGUUCGAGGCGGCCGACGUGCUGAAGAAAACCGUGGUUGGGGAAUGGAAAUUUAUCGCCGAACAGGACCGGGCCUCGUUACGUCAGUACCUGCUGAACUACGUCAUCCAGCGCGAUGUUCCGGUUUUCAUACGGGACAAGCUGCUGCAGGUCGUGGCCAUUAUGAUCAAACGCGCCAGCCUCGAAGAUCAUGGGGCGGAGCGUGGCCAGAUAUUGGAAGAAACCCGGAAGAUGCUGACGUCGGGUGAGUUGAAGCAGCAAAUUCUAAGCUGCAGCAUUAUGCUGGCCAUUUUGGAAGAGUACUGCAACAUCGUCCGUUCGGAUGAUACCGGGCUCAACACGCUGGAGCACUUCAAAGCGAAGAAACAGUUUGAGGAUUCGGAUCUGCUGAAAACGUUCUGCAUGACGCUGCAAGCAAUGGUAGACAUCGUGAAUAGCUUCGACACAUCCAACACCAUGCAGAUGUAUCUGUUCAAGCAGUUGCUUACCGUGAUGGAAACGGUGCUGACCUGGGGCUUCUUGCUGCCCAACCUGAGGAACGUCCGUGUGCGACACUCGCUCUCCAAGAGCAUCAUCGACACGUCGGAAACGGUUACGAAGGCGCUGCAUGCCCCUCCGCUUCGACUGCAGGCCCAAUGGAAAAGUGUCAUCUUUGACCCGAAGGUGCUGGAAGUGUUCUUUCACACGUACUGGAAGCUGCGCGAGAUAGAGGAUUUGCAGCCGAAAGCGCUCACCUGCAUCUUACAGCUGUCCACCCUGCGGGGACCGAUUAUCACGGAAAACAUCGACGAAAGUAUGACCUAUCUGGCGAACUAUUUGACACACUUUCUAUCAUUAAUGACCAACAUCGAAAUCAAAGACAAGGAAGCGUACAGUUUUUCGCUAAUCCUCCGCAAGCUGUUUCAAUUUUUGCCCACGGACAUGCUCAAGAUGCUGCCGAACUCACUGUUCGACGCGUCCAUGCAGCAGUGCUUCACGCUCACGAUGAAAUUCUUCGAACAAUCGGCCGCGGAAGAAUCGGUUGCCCCGGACGAGGCCCUGUACGUUGACGCGCUGAGUAACAUGCUCGGCAUAUGGUUGGCAUUUUUCGACGAUAAACGAAACUACCCGAUCGAACCGAUGCUGCCGUACAUAAUGCAAAUGUUCGAAAAGUACGUCCAGUGCCAUCUGGCUCCACCGCAGGGCAUUCGCGGUACGGGCCGGGACGGGGAUGGAGGCGAGAACGAAAUCACCGACAUCGAGGAAUCGGACCGGGAACGGUUCAAGGAACAGCUGACCGUGAUGGGAUUCUUUGGGCGGCAAAUUCUGCAACAUGCGCUCGGCUUGUUGGCAAAGCUGCUGGAAGACCGGACGCGCAAGUUGGGCACGCAUCUGCAUAUGCUGCACGCAUCCCAAUCGCUUUCCAUCUCCGACGGGGUAAAUUUGGAGAAUUUGUUCGAAGACUUGCACUGGUUGCUGCUGAUCAGUGGACACGUGAUAGCGAUGGAAUCGGUCGGCGAAACGCCGAUGAUACCGGAACCGAUACUGACAUUCUGCAAACAACAGGUUGACUCCGGCGCAACGGAUGUGACGAACAGUUUGAAGCUGUUGGCCUCCCCGAACCAGGACAUCCAGGAGCUACCGAACGCUGAAACGAACGUGGAUCCGGUCAUUCGUCUGAUGGCGGCCGGAUUUCGAUUGUGUGAGCUGGAAAAGACUGCUAUCGAGGUGCGCAUGUAUCAGUUCCUGAGUCCCGAGCUGAGCGCUACCACCAUGUGGUUUCUGCGACACUGGUGCGGUACGUACGUGAUGUCCAGCUACGAACCGACCGCCACGCACAUCUUCGCGAACGCGUUCGGAUUCGGUACGGCCGGAGCACUUUGGGUGAUCAACUAUCUGCUGAACAAGAUCUGCUUGAACGCUCAACACCUGCGAGCGGAACCGGCCGUCAUGGAGGAAACGAUCGAGCUCUUGCUGGCGCUACAACGGAACCGCUACCGAGCGCAAACCAUAUUCAACUCCGAAUACUUCCGUUCGAUAUGUGAUUUGAAGAGCUUCGAGCUUCCGCUGACGGUAAAGCGAAAGCUGCUCCGCGGGUUCGUUACGAUUGGCGGUAGUAUAGAGGGUGAAGAAGUGCGUAUGGAGUACAUCAUGCGCAUCGUGCAGGGGACGAAGGAGAAGUUUAACCUGCUGCAGAGCACCCUGCAGCAGAACGCGCACGUGCAUCAGAGCGAACAGUUUAAGCAAAAGGUGAUCGAAGUGCUGGAGGAAACGAUCGGUUGCGUGGAGGGAGCGUACGACAAUCUGAUCAUGAUGCUGUUUACCGAAAUCGAACCGAUCUGCAAGCAGCUAAGCACGUUCAUGUCCGUGUACAGGAACGACACGGUUAUUGUGGAGCUUGUACUGGAAUUGCUAAACGAACUGGAACGAUCGGCUGAGGUGAAGGAAGUGCGCGCGGCGCUACAUCAGUACAGCAUGGAUGUGGUCGGUGUGUACGUGAAGAACAACAGCAACCGUAUUUCGCUCGAUCCCACCAACAACGAACGGGAUCCGCAGGAUUUGAUCCUCAUUUUAAAACUCAUUCACGGCAUCAGCGCCAGCCGGGUGGGAAAUAAUGAGGAAACGCUCCAGCAAGCGUCGGACGUUUGUAUCUUCGGGCUGACAAACAUUGUGCCGAUGAUUACGUCGGAGUUGAUUCGCUACCCGGAGCUAUGCUAUCAGUACUACAUCACAAUCACAUCGUUUGUCGAUUCCAAACCUCAUGUGGUGCCAGCGUUACAUCCCGACUUCCUGAAGCAGCUCGUCGCCUCGGUCGAGCUUGGCCUAACCUCGUUCACGUCCGAGGUGGAGCUAAAGUGUGUCGAAUUCAUCGAAGCCUUUGCGCAGGUUGUCCGGCUGCACGAUAAUCGGGAAUCGCUCGUCUCACAGCUGCUACAGUCCCUCCUGAAGCUGAUGCUGGACAUGACGAUUGGGCAGAAGAUCGAUUGGAACAAUACGAGCGAUUGGUACAAGGCAAUGUUUACGGUGAUUUGCUGCUUUCCGCAAACGUUCAAGGACAUGAUACAGAGCUUCCUGCAGGAGCACGUGGACAGCAGCACCGACAAGGCGAAGGAAAUGAUUGGCGAGAGUCUGGUGCGGCUGAAUCAGAUCGAGUUCAUCAACCUGCGGCUGAUGAAGAUACGAUUCGUCGACUGGUACGAUCGGUUCGUGUCGCUGGUAAGUCUUAUGUAUAAGAAGUAAAGGUAAAGGACGGCAGCGGGAGGAGAAGGGUGCCGGAGGGAAGUGUGUAACACCAAUCUUAUCGAGCGGAAGGAUGGCAAAUGUUAAACACCCUGCUUUUUGUUCAUAUUUUAUAAAUACAUUUUUUUCUGUAUCGCUGUAAUGUUGGAAGAUUUGAAGAAGGCAAAGCUAGUGGAAGCUGUAUUUAACUGUAUCGUUCGUCGCUUGAUUUGACGAGUUGGUUUAUCUCACACUGUACACAGUUCCUUUCGUCUUUGUAUGUGAACUUUAGCAUGCUAGCAACUCUGGCCGGUUUAGGGAUAGUACGUGAGUAAAAGCGAUGAAAUUUUAUUAGAUAUGGAUGAAACGGUGCAACUAGUCCCGGACCCGCGGUGGAAUGCGAUGCGAUGAAAUGACAAACGAUUCGAUGGAAUCCCCGUACGAAAGUAUAUACAAAUUACUAGAUAGUGGAACAAUACUUAAACUAAAAGAUAGCUAGGGGCUUACUUCAAUUGUACCGGCACCGGACUUGGGAUGGGAAGGAUAUUAUUGUACGAGAGCGCGCAUUAAACCGACACGAUGAUGGAGAAGCAUGUGUUUGCUUUCACCAACACACCUUCUCUACACAAAACGGUGUGAUACGGCAAUUUUUACAAAAUGGAAAAGAAUCGCACUUGUGCACCUUUCUGUUUGAUUAGUUAGAUAUCAUUGUAGGAUGUAUUUCGAAAUCUGCACGUUUUUUCUGCAAUACGACGCACGCACACACACACACAGACAAACAAACAGUAUCACCCUAUGUGAAGGGUUCGAGCGACGAGUCGAAAACUCGAAAACUAUAGUCCGUUCUUUACGGUGCGAGCAACAUAGAUUUAGCAAUUAGAAGAAGAAAAAAUGCACCCCCCUUUUUCUGAAACACCUCGUCCUCGUUUUUGCUUCCCAUACCUACCUACCUAUACCUGUAUAUUAACCGUGUUUGAAGCAAAAUGCAAUAUACUGUUAGGGAUUGCGUGGAGCGGGAGCGCACUUAUUAUUUGGAGCGCAGACCGUAACAUUUGGAUGAAUAUUUGAUUUUACCUUUCGUCUGCAAUGUUGCUCUGUAUAGCUUAGUAAGGCAACAAGUAAUGUAUUCGUUUUGAUUUAAAGAGGUAGUACAUUCUAGGGGCUUGGUCAGGUGAUUUUACUUAGUAUAAAUGUAUGAUACAAGUCGCCAUUUUCCAGGCAAGAAAAAUAUAAAACUUUUGCACUUCAUUACACCACUGUGCAGUGUGGCAACGCGUCCGACAGCAUUUAGCUGAGGGCGGACAUCAUGGAGGCCCCAACGUUGAAGUUAGAACAAAAGACAUAUUUUUCCCCUAAUCUUCGAUAGCUUUCGUUGGAUAUAGUGGUACGAGGGAUUAUUUGUGAAAUUAAAACAUGCAAAAUUGACAAUGGUUUGAAAAAUAUGCCAUCAACUUUGUUAACACGGGCUCUUUAUUAUCCUUUCAGAAGUUUUGACUGUCUUGCGAACUUCUGAUAAAGCUUAUGAUAAAGUAAAUAAUGCAAAGAUUAUUUUUAAGACAAAAACACCUUUUUUUGAGGCUAGCAGAGUGUACUACAUUCUUAAACGGAGUCCUGGAGAACCUGGAAACAUCCUGACAAAGCAACACAUGAUUCGGUGGUGGUUGUGGUUAUCGCAUGUGUUCAGUUACAGUCUUUACAUCUACUUACUAUCGGAUUCGAACAGUUCCCCGACAGCCGUGUGAUGAGCAUCGUUAGGUGGGUAGAGCAUAAGGCGAACGAUUUAGUUGGCGCGCGAUUAGUAGGCCAAUGAAUUAGUGAUGUGCAAACUGAGUCAGAAUGAGUGAAUGAAUUAUAUCUUAGCAAUGCAUGAGAAGAUUUAAAUCAUUACGAAAAGUUGAGUUGAAAAAUCACUUGUGAUUUAAUUAUCCGUGCCGACUAAUCACUAACUCACUUCGUUAUAUCUCACUCACCAUGCUUUAACUCACUCACCUCAUUUGAACUUACUCACUAUGUUUCACUCACUCCAUAAAUUAUAACACGAUGGCAAGAUAAUUUCAGUAAUCUUCAUUGUUUGAGAUAAAAAUACACCUGUUUACAGAUACAGUCGAAUCGCUCACCGUUUGCUUCGACUCCCGAGCUGCCUGCUUCGAUUUGCGUGCCAUUACCAUCGAAAGAGCGACCUUAUGGUCGAAUCGCAUGCCGUUACUAUGGAAUCACGUGCCGGUAGCUAUGGUUUUGGAAAUGUUUGCACAUUUUAAAGUUGCUGUUUCUUUAGCUACAACUCUUGUUUAGCUACAAUUCAAGGAUAGUUUUAAAUAUUAAAGGUAAAGAAAGCAAUAUUUUAAACUAUUUUACACGUGUUUUACAUAAUGUUUCAUAGCAAAAAUGAACGAUACAUACAAACUAUUUCAUGGAACUCAAUGAAAAAAUCACAUACUGAAAAAGAAAAAAUGUAAGCAAAUUGCUUCAAGAUUUUUCCAAGUUUUCUUCGCCUUUCGAACACGUUCAUUAAUGUAUAGUUUAAUGUAUAGAUCACCAAUGAACUCUGAAAAGCUAGCCUUGUUCAUCGCUACUGUUUGAUGUUGGUAUUUUACGACACAUUUUCUUGCCAUUUAUGGUUUAUUAGCCGUUUAUUCGUAUAAAAAUGCCGACGAAAUGUUUUCUAAUGGUAACAGUCUAACCGGACUAUUCAUUACACCAAAUGCUUCAUACAGGAGCAAUCAAAAAUCCAUGUAUUUCGGCACGUGAUUCCAUGGUAACGGCAAGUGAUUCGGUCGUUAUGUCGCGCAUUCGAUGGAAAGGGCAUGCGAAUCGAAGCAAGCAGCUCGUGAGUCGAAGUGACUGUAACUGUAAACAGGUGUAAUUUAAUGCGAUAUCAAACUCACGAGUAGUGUUCGGUCGUAGUAUCGGUAGUAGCACGAGUAGUAUCGGUAGUAGCUCUUUUUUAAAGAAGAGAGGACAACUCCUCACUAACAUGUGAGAGUUGAGGCGAUCCCGGUAGCUCCACACUCACUUAGGGCGAAUAGGUCGAAGAGUGCGCUCAGAGCCCUCAUUUUACUGAGGCGAGCCCUCCCCCGGUAGCUCUCGAGCUCACUACCCAACACUACUCACGAGUGAGUUAAAACGUAGUGAGUGGGUUAAAAACGUAGUGAGUGAGUUAACACGUAAUGAGUUAGUGACUAGUCGGCAUGGAGAGUUAAAUCAUUCUUCGAGAUUUAACUUUCAAAGAGUGAGUAAAAGAUUUAACUAACUAUUCUAACUCAUUCACUCUGAUUUAACACACGUUGCGGAGUGAUUAUUCCAAUCACUACAAUGAAUCCGAGCUUUGUCUCUGUGUGUGUGAUAUUCGAUUAUGAUAGAGCCGAGGAUGAUCCACAGACUGUGCGGCGUGGCGGAAGAAGUAGCGUAACGAACUGGUGGCUAACUGCCGUUUCCUUUCCAGAUUGGUGGCCCUGAUGGGAGUUUAUAGCUAGUUUUGAUAUGAUAAUGAUUAGUAUUUUCGGAUGGUUUAGCGGACUCUUUAGCGGAUGAGCGAUACUUGGAAAAUUAAAAAGGACGACACACGACACUGUUGCGGGCGUGAUGAUAUGGGGGUUUAUCGGUAUGGAUGAGGUAUCAGGGAACAAUUUUUGUUUUUUUUUUUGUCUUAGGACAUGUGGAAGGUCGUUAUAAAUUCUUUUAAGCAAAGGGGCGGUACAUAAAGAGGGAAGAGUUUAUGUAUUGAGUGGUUUUUAGUGCACAGUUAGGAUUUCUGUUCAAAAGAUGUGUUAUUUUCCUGGAUCCCGGUAUCCGUAAGUGGAUGCAAGAUGAAUGAGAUGUAAAUCCGGCAAGAUUGAACCGCCACUACAAAACCUACGCCUGUACUACGAUUGUCUUUCGUAUGCAGCGGAAUAAAAGCAAGCAAAGAAAAAACAAACAAAACAAUGCAAACGAAAACAUCAAAAUCUAAUCAACACUUUUAAAAUUGCAUUUGUCGAAUAAUCAAGCUAAUACUGAGUGUGUACUACACCGCUAGUAAAAACGCGCACUGCAAGAAUGGGUAAAGCAGUAGUGGGCAAAACAAA